UUCACUUUUAGUCUCUUACUACUACAUUUGUACCUCUGUAGAAGUAUUUAGGAAAGUUCCUGUACGGUUUUCGGUGACUGUGUGGAUUUAAAGCGGUUAUGUAGAAGUUAUGGGACGCUUUGUGUUGUGCAAAAGAAACGAGGUUUUAAAUCUCUCAGUUCGUUGUUUUUCUCUCAGCUACGCUCGGUAAGUCGAUACUCCGAUUCUCAUCAAUACAUACCGGUACCGAUACACAGCGGCUGGAUCUUUCCAUACCGUCGGCAACUUCAGCUGGGAUUUUCGGGGUUGUUUUGGACGGAAAUGGAAGUAACCAUGGAUAAGGACUGCAGUGCUCUCGGAGGACUUUUUCAGGCUGUUAUUGCAGACAUGAAGAGCAGCUAUCCAGUUUGGGAGGACUUCAUCAGCAAAGCAGGAAAGCUUCAGUCUCAGCUCAGGACAACAUUGAUGGCUGUGGCUGCGUUUCUGGAUGCCUUUCAGAAAGUGGCUGACCUGGCUACCAGCACAAGAGGAGGAACCCGAGAUAUCGGCUCAGCCCUCACCAGGAUGUGCAUGAGGCACAGAAGCAUCGAGGCCAAACUUCGCCAGUUCUCCACGGCAUACAUGGAUUGCCUGAUUAAUCCUCUUCAGGAGCAGCUGGAGGAAUGGAAGAGAGGAGCAAACACACUGGAUAAGGACCAUGCUAAAGAAUUCAAGAAGGCCCGACAGGAGAUCAAGAAGAAAUCCUCAGACACCUUGAAGCUGCAGAAGAAAGCUAAGAAAGGGAGAGGAGACAUUCAGCCUCAGCUGGACAGUGCUGUUCAGGACGUAACAGAUAAAUAUCUGCUGCUGGAGGAGACCGAGAAGCAGGCGGUCAGAAAAGUGCUGAUUGAGGAACGAGCUCGAUUCUGCUCCUUCGUCUCUAUGCUCAGACCAGUAGUGGAUGAGGAAAUGUCCAUGCUGGGAGAGAUCGUCCAUCUGCAGACCAUUGCAGACGACCUCAAAGCUUUGACCCUGGACCCUCACAAACUGCCACCUGCCAGCGAACAGGUCCUACAUGACCUGAAGGGUUCCGACUACAACUGGUCCUUCCAAACUCCUCCCUCCUCUCCGAGCACCACAAUAUCCAGGAAGUCCAGCAUGUGCAGCAGUUUGAACAGCGUGAACAGCAGCGAUUCACGCUCGAGUGGCUCGCUUUCUCAUUCGUCCUCCCCGCUCUAUCGCUACCGCAGUGCUGGCGUGCCGCAGCAGGUCCCCGCUCGCCUCCCCAGCGCCUCCUCACAGGACUCGGGAUUCGUCUCGCACGAUGCCUUCCAGUCCAAGUCGCCUUCGCCCAUGCCGUCCGACCCCCCCUCUCAGGCUCCUGCCAGCUCUGCUUCAUCAGAUUCUUCCGAACUGGGUCAAUCAGUCAGCGAGUGCAGCUCUCCCACUGAAAAGCUGACAAACGGCUACGACCACUACAGCUCAAUAGACAUGGCCUACCCAUCUGGAGGGGCCUUCAAGUUUCCAUCUCCCUCUCCUAUGUCCUCUUCCUCCUCCUCCUCCUCCUCUUCCUCAACACUGAGGUCUUGGCCUAGACCAGGCUCGGCGCUCCUCCCCGAUUAUCCACAUUACUGCACACUGACCCCCGGCAUGCUCCCUCCAUCAUCCAGAAUCCCCAGCUGGAAGGACUGGGCCAAACCGGGUCCAUAUGAUCAGCCCAUGGUGAACACACUGAGGAAGAAGAAGGAACCGAAGGAGGCACCAGAUUCUAACACCUCCCACCAGCCGGCUGUUAACUCUAUGCAUGAGGACCAUCAAAGAACCAGGAGCAUUGCCACUACACCGAAGGUGGAGGAUGUGGAGGUUCGGGAGGACUUGGCUCUGGCUCUAUCUUGUGGUCUGCAGUUGGACACUCAGCACUCCAGCAGAGACUCGCUGCAGUGCUCCAGUGGUUACAGCACCCAGAGCACCACACCCUGCUGCUCUGAGGACACCAUCCCAUCUCAGAUGUCUGACUACGAGUAUUUCUGCGAGCAGCAGGACUUUAAUAAAUCCUCCACCGUCCCACGCAGCAGCGACCUCAGCCAAUCCUGUCGCAGAAUGUUCCAGACCAAACGGCCGGCCUCCACCGCCGGCAUCCCAUCUUUACCAAAUACAUCCUCUGUAAACUCACAUGUCCCUGGUGUCGCCACUAUCCGACGCACCCCGUCAACCAAACCUUCAACGCGCAGAGGUGCAGGGCCCCUUCCCAUCCAAACCCCCGUCAUCCCGGUCAAGACCCCCACACUACCUCACCCGAUGGGGGUGGAGUCUUACCUGGAGUUAGAGCAUGGUGAGUAUAUGGAGGAUGAAUCAGUCCUUCCUGUGCAGUCAUGGAGCGGCCAGGCCUCAAUUAAUCCACCCAGAUCAGCUAUGUAUGAGGGGUACGAGGGCGCACUGGAAGAGGGCGACACCAUGCUGCUGGCCAUACGAAAAGGAGUCAAGCUAAAGAAGGCCAUGACCAAUGAUCGCUCAGCACCACGCGUUAUCUAACAUUUAUUAUGAUACAGAGGAGGCCAGUGGUGGCUUGAAAAACCUCAGACUCACCCAAAAUGACACUUUUAAGUGCAAAUGGACAAAAAGUACAAAAGAGACCAUCUUUCCUGGUGUAAUUAUAUUUUAUUUUAAUCUUUGCAUAUUAUAAAAAAGAUUUAAUUGUGGACAAUAAGAUUUGUAAGAUAAUUUAAUGGUCUUAAUAAGAUUUUUUUUUUUGUAUUGUGAUAUUUAGAAUAUGUUCUUUUAUAGUGUAUUUCCUAGAGUAUAACACGACACCCUUUAUUCUAAAUGCCUGAACAAACAAAAAUAUAUAAUUCUUUGUUAUUUCGCCCCUACCUUAAUUGUUCCUGCAAAGCCACACCUCAAACACACACACACAAACAAGCUGCUCAGAACAAAAUGAGCAAAGUGGGACAAAGACCAAAAAAGUGAUUCUUUCUUUUAAUCACUGAAAAAUAACAAUUUAAUAUAGCUGACAUUAUUCAUGAUGCCUUUAGUGAUGAUGAAGAACAGCAACAUGGGUCCUGUGGUCUGUAAAACGUUUGUAGGAAUUUUCACUCUGUGGCUGUGUGGGAUUUUUAUAGGAACUUUGUUUUUCUCCAGUCAUCCAAAAAUAUCAUCCACAAAUAUGUGAAAAGUGGAUUGGCUAUGUGUGUUGCACUGUAAUGAAUUGGUGCUUUAUCCAGUGUACACAGUAGACAUGCUAGUUUAGUGAUAUUAGCGAUAUUGUACUGGAAGAAGAAUAGCUGAUGGCUCUAAAACUUGAAGUGAGAGCUUAGCUGCUUUUUCUAUCAUCAACUAUUCUUGUUUCAGUACAGCACUCUAAUGACUAGACUGGAAUUUAUCAAUAUCAACAAAUGACCAAUUCUUUGGCAUAUUCACUAAACAAAAAGAUGUAAAAUAUGUAAAUGUGCUGUUUAAGGAGGGCAACAGGGGUGUCUCAUAGUGUGGAAAAUACAGUGGGGUUUUUUUGUUAAGUCGAAUAUAUUGCUUUAUAUCGCACACAUUAUCGUAUGUUUUGUUUUACUCGCUUAAGAUUUUAAAUCAAUACCGUGGAUGGACAGGUUCUAAAUUGAACUUUAUAUUUUUAAUUCUAGGACGGUAUGGGAAGAUUGUAAGUAUUUGUAUUGACACAGAAAGGGUAUAGAAAGUAAGAAAAGUAUUAUAAAGUCUGUUUUAUUUUCAUACAUUAUUACAAUUGAUAAGUUUAACGUAUAUAUCUUAAUAAGCUAAAUAUUGUAAUCAUUUAGAUUUGUUUGUAUGUUUUUUACCAGUUUAUUACAAUCCCAGUGUGAAUAGUUUGUUUGGGAGCACUAGAUGGCAGCAAAUUCAAGAAAUUGUAUAGAAGCUUGUAUAUAGAAGUACAGUAGGGCGCGCUUUAAAUUUGUUUAUCCGCUCGACAAAGUCCGUUUAUUUCUCGUAUAUUUGCUGUGAAUAUUGUGUAUUAUAUAAAUAAACUACGAAAUUAGAAUAGAAAAGCACACGAACACACGUAUUAAAACACUAAAAUCAUCUAACUCUUUAUUGUUUAGCUUUUUUAUUUUUACUUGUCACCGUCGUCCACUUUCAUUUCAAAUACCUGCAUAUCCUGUUAUAUAAUUGCUUGAUGGUUGUUAGCAUCUAGCUUUCUGGUUUAUUUAUGUGUAAAUUGCAAAUAGAACACAAUCUAUAAACUCUAAAGGUAAAUAAUCCAAUAUAAUGUUUAUGGUUUAUAUAUAUUUUUUUUCCUAAUUUAAAUAUUGGUGCUGUUUUUGUUGUUUUUCUGUACUUUCUUUUUCUGUAAUGUUCUUCACCAUUAUGGGUCCACUGGAAUAAAAAAUCACUAUA
Molecule: messenger RNA, 4320 nt
Organism: Trichomycterus rosablanca
Lineage: Eukaryota; Metazoa; Chordata; Actinopteri; Siluriformes; Trichomycteridae
Product: protein MTSS 1-like
Exons: 15
Coding region: 301-2490 (729 amino acids)
Biological process (GO): plasma membrane organization; adherens junction maintenance; positive regulation of actin filament bundle assembly
Cellular component (GO): cytoplasmic side of plasma membrane; actin cytoskeleton
Molecular function (GO): phospholipid binding; actin binding
Source: RefSeq, a predicted model, not a curated record